GAAGAAAACGUCAACAGGAAGCAGCACAGGGGACGACUGCAGUUGCUAAAGCAUGGCAGGCAGACGGGCUCUGAAGGCCGUGCUCAUUGAUCUGAGUGGAACUCUGCACAUAGAGGACUCGGCGGUACCAGGGGCACAGGACGCAUUGAACAGGUUGCGGCAGGCAUCUCUGGCUGUCAAGUUUGUGACCAACACGACUAAAGAGAGCAAGAGGAACUUAUUGGAACGACUGCAACGUCUCAACUUCGACGUUCAGGAGAAGGAGAUCUUCACGUCUCUGAGUGCAGCGAGGAGUCUGCUGGAGCAGGAACAACACAGACCGCUGCUGCUUGUGGAGGACAGCGCGCUGGAGGACUUCGCUGGUAUUGACAUGUCUGAACCGAAUGCUGUCGUCGUGGGACUCGCUCCUGAUCACUUCAACUACCAAACACUUAACAAGGCUUUCAGGAUGAUUCUGGAUGGAGCUCCGCUCAUCGCCAUCCACAAGGCUCGGUACUACAAACGUACGGACGGUUUGGCCCUCGGCCCCGGGCCCUUCGUCACGGGGCUGGAGUACGCCGCAGACUGUAAAGCUACUGUGGUCGGAAAACCAGAAAAGACCUUUUUCACACAGGCUCUGUCUGAUUUAGGAUGUAGCCCCAGUGAAGCUAUCAUGAUAGGAGACGAUGUGAGAGAUGAUGUGGGCGGGGCUCAGAACACAGGGAUGCUGGGUAUUCUAGUGAAAACUGGUAAAUACAGAGAAGGAGAUGAGAAUAAAAUCCACCCUCCUCCCCACCUGACCUGUAACAGUUUCCCAGAUGCCGUUGAACACAUUCUGCAGAACCUGCUCUAAGCCACAAGUGACGGCAGAAUUUUACUCAAGCUUCCAUUUUGCACAAGAAACACUCCCGUCAUCCAUUAUCACCGUUGUAGGCCGGUGGCGUUUUGUUGUUGAGUCGUCAGACAGACUCGUACUCUCUCUCCCAGGUGGUGUAUCUGUCCGUCAAGCUUCGGGCGGAGGGUUUGGUGUGUGCGAUGACUUCUAAAACGUCAGCAGUCGUCACGGUUUCCAGCCGGAUGGCGGGCAUGACAGUGUCGCCUGUGGAAGAAAGUGACAGUGUUGUAUUCAGAGACACCCGGCAGAAGACGUGACAGGAUUUAAGUGUGUGUGUGUGUGUGUGUGAGUGUGUGUGUGUGUGUGUGUGUGUGUGUGUGUGUGUGUGUGUGUGUGUGUGUUAGUGUGUGUGUUGUCCUACCUUGAUGAUGUGACUCCAGAACAUCAAAGAUCUUGCGGACCGGUCUCAUGGCAGCCUCCUUACAUACCAACCUGAUGUCAGAGCCAGAGUAACCCUCCAUGUCCUGAAAAACACACACACACACACACACACACACACACACACACACACACACACACACACACACACACACAAACACACACACACACACACAAACACAUACACACACACACACACACACACUUAAAUCCUCUCACUGUAUUGUGAUCUUGCGUUCUCUCUUUUUAUUUUUAAUUUUUUUAAACUAAUCCCAAAUACGACAAUUCUCAUAUUUGUGACCAAGAAAAACUUUAUCAGAGAAAAAGUGUCACACACCUUUGCCAGGGUUUCGUAGUCCAACUCAGUCCGUAGCUCCACUCCUCUUGUGGAGUUGAGCGGAGGCAGCCAAUGAGAGAUCAUGGCCUGGCGAGCGGGCGCGGAGGGAAGAUUCACUAGAAUCCUCUUCUCUAACCUCCUCAGCAUGGCGGUGUCCAACUCCCUGAAAGACAAAGCAGGACUAGUCACAAACCUGUAUAGACAGCUGUUAAAUGUCUCAAGUCCAUUUUUCUCCUUAAUAUCUUUGUUCUCGUCUUCACCACUCAUUUUUUUUAGUUUGUAAAAAGAUGUUGAGAUGUUAAUGAUCUGUUGUUGCUUCAGCGAAUUACCAACUGUUUGAGAAAAGGGAAAUAAAAUUAGAAGAAACAACUUCUA
Scophthalmus maximus (turbot) is the source of this 1964-nucleotide messenger RNA. RefSeq names its product haloacid dehalogenase-like hydrolase domain containing 2 (gene hdhd2). NCBI's taxonomy places the organism in Eukaryota, Metazoa, Chordata, Actinopteri, Pleuronectiformes, Scophthalmidae. The coding region runs from base 53 to 832 and encodes 259 amino acids. The record is from RefSeq and is a predicted model, not a curated record. Gene Ontology annotation, biological process: dephosphorylation. Gene Ontology annotation, molecular function: phosphatase activity. The transcript has 9 exons.